Molecule: messenger RNA, 3248 nt
Organism: Paramuricea clavata
Lineage: Eukaryota; Metazoa; Cnidaria; Anthozoa; Malacalcyonacea; Plexauridae
Source: the annotation of a GenBank genome assembly
AUGAAUGCUGACAAAGCUAGAUCAGAAUCGCGGCCAUCAACCGCAACUGAGAGGAAUAAAAAAGGAAAACCGCAGAAAAAACAAUCAGUUUAUAAAGGGAGAGAUCGAAAAAAGGUAAGGUUAAAGACACAAAUAAAUUAUAAUGAAACAAGCGCUGUGAUGGAUCAAGCACGCAUGAGUUAAACAGAUACAGCGAAAUAUAAUAUGUGGGAUUAAGAUGCGUAUACUUUCACGCUGGUAACCUAGUUUCUAGUUUCUAGUUUUCAUUAUUAUAUUCACGAAGAAGUCAGCCCAUGCUCCUGUUAUACAUCAUAUUAUACAAUAUACUAAUUGUAUCCAUGAAAAAUUACUUGAUUCUGAUUCGCUAUAAAGAAGUGCAAUUUUAUCAAAAUAAAGUGUCAAAACAGACAUAUAGGCUACAUGAGUGCCAUUUUGCAUCUGUUUCAUGCAUGCAAGUGACUAUCAAUUCCUUCAUCUAUAUUCCCCGGCGCGGAGCGCCGUUCGUCAAUGAUCGGGGGCGGGACCAGCGAUCUUGAGUGGGUGGUCAUCCUCACUGAUCUCAAAAAUAUGGCUGGUUGCUUGUAGGAGUGUGAUAAGCAGGAUUUCAGUUUCAAAAGACAUAUAUUUGGAAAAUCGUUUCAUAUACAACAAGCUUGAAGCAAUUUUGUUUGAAGAAAUGAGAAGAAUUGAUUUACGAAUCUUUCAACUAAUUUGCAGUUUUGUUCAAAAAAUAUGAAAAAAUUAAAAAUUUAAAUAUCGUGUUGUCAUGGCAACACUUGGGGGCGAACGUGCGUUCAAUGUUGGCCAUUUCUGAAUAAUUCAUGUAAAUUUAAUGUUAGGAAAAUAUUGGCGAGGGGUUACUGAUUGCAUGUAUUUUUAGUAUAUUAUAUGGUAAGUAGGCGUAAUGGUAAUGGUUUCUUAUCCAAUUUGGCAAAACAAAUACUCGUGAGUUUUCAGACACAUCAAAUUCCACUCGCCCCUUUGGUCUCUUGCAAUUUUGAUCGUCUUUAAAAACUCACUCCUCGUGCAUGUUUUUCGAAAUUGCACUCGAAACCAUACUAUUACCCACCUACAUAAACAAUGGUGUUUUCAAGAAUAAAACAACCAGACUAUGUAAUCGAAUAAGCACAAGAUGAAUAUUUUGUGUGCUCAUCUCUCCACAGGAUCGAGGAUCACGUGCUAAUACUGAAGAAACUACAGGAAGAAGUUCAGGUACAGUAUGUUUAAAAUUAAAGGGUAUAACUAAUUAGCGGAACUGCACACCACGGAACUGUGAAACUUGCCCAAGCAGCUGGACUCAAUAAUAUCACCUUUUUCUUCCGGUGAAAACAUAGGGGCUCAAAAACUAUCAGUAACAAGUGUAAAAUAAUCAAAAGAAUAAACUUACUUUGAAAGAUUUGUAUAAAUUCUUCGUAAGAAUUGAUGUAUAUAUUGUGUUAAUGUUGGACAAAGCGGGACAGCAGGAGCGAUGGGGGAUAGUUAAAAAGAGCGGAAAAGGACGGAGAAAAAAGAAACAUUACAUUGUAUACUAUGGGUUGAUAUCAUUAAAAGAAACGAACAAACCAGUUUAUAUUUGGCGACGAGGAUUAAAAAAAUCACUUAUCCCGACACUGACUACGUCACAAUCAGAUAUAUACAACUAAAAAGCACCAAAAGCUGAAAUACCGACCACUAUGGCGGCCAUGACGAGCACAUCAACACUAUAUUUUGACCCUGAUCUUCAUUCAGACGACACUUUACCUGCUUUUGACGAAUUUAUCCAGAGCUUCGAGCUCCAAUAUGAUGCACAAUAUCCUGAUCCUCCUAAAACAUCUCUAGAUGCGGCUAUUGAACGAUAGAAACUCGCAAACGACGAUAAAAAGCCAACGCUUGAUGACUAUGACAACAUUCGCGACGAAUGGCGAUCAAAAGAUCGCGUGACAAAACUCCUCGGUAUAUUCUCAUCGAGACGAUUGUUUACUGACUGGAAAGUCGCAGAACCGGAUGAUUCCAAAAGAGCUAAGGUGACGUGGAAAUAUUUCGUGAUAACAAUGCAACAGCACUACAAACCAACAGAAAAUCUUACACUUAAAAACCACCAGUGCCGGUCUUUGGCACAGAACGCCCAUGAGUAAUUUCCGACAUUUUGCAAUCGCGUAUAUAAAGCAGCUCAACACUGCAAUUUCAAAUGCCACAAUGACGAUUGCACUGCCAAGGACACAGCUAUACGUGACCAGAUUAUUAUUGGCAAUACACAUGACAAGAUCAGAGAGGAAGCCCUCAAAAAUUCAUGGGACCUCCAACAAUUACGCAAGGAAGGAAUGCGGAUUGAAAGUGCCACCAAAGGACUGGAAGAGCUCAACAAUGAAAAUACAGUCAACAAAAUGGGUAAAUACUCCUUUAAAAACAUGAAGAAAAAACCUGAGACUGGAAAGCCCCGGUCAUGUUACUACUGCGGACAAGACAUCAAGACAUCCGUUAUUGCUCACCUCAAAUCCUGCAGAGCACGAACCAGCAAAUGUAACUUCUGUGAUGCAAUUGGCCACUAUGAAACUGUAUGUCGGAAGAAGAAAGCAAUCAAUGAACUGAAAAACGACUGCGAACAACAAGAACAUCAAAUCGAAGAUUAUGACCACAGCGGCGUCUACAGCAUCAACAUCUUCAGAAUAAGCGAAACACCUCAGCAACAACCUCCUCAUAAGAGACGCAUGAAAACCAGAGAUUUCAACGCACAAGUCAUCAUCAACAAUAGCCUUGCAAAAGUGUUUGCUGACACAGGUGCGAGUAUCAGCGUCUGUGGAAGAGAGGAAGCGCAAAAAUGGAACCUCCUGUCCAGAAUGGUCCCAACCACGCCCAAGAUCAAGCCAUAUAACAGCCCGACAAUACCAGUUAUUGGAAUUGCCAAAUGCGCUGUCACAUUUGGCUUCACAUCCAUUCCAGUUGCUUGGCACAUAAUUGAUACACCAUGUGAACCUGUACUUGCAGGACAAAGUGCAGUACAACUGGGGAUCAUCCAGUUUGACCCUCAGCCCGAAGUUUACCAACCAGUACAGAUGAUCCAGUGUAGCAAAAAGGAAGCGCUUCAAGACAUCUUAAAGAAAUAUCCGCAGAAUUUUGAAGGGCUUGGAAAGUUGAAAAACCACCAAGUUAAACUGCAUGUCAACCCCAGUGUUAAACCCGUUGCCUCUCCAGCUCGACCAGUGCCAUAUCACUUGAAGGAACGUAUCAAAACUGAGAUUGACAAAGAUGGUAGCCCAAGAUGUCAUUGA